UGGUUUGUUUUUUUUUUUUUUUUUAAUUUUCUUAUCCCACUUCCCUCUCGGGACUGGAAGCAGGAUCCGCGUCCCUGGAAUUGCUAUGCCAGCUGAAUUCUCCCGGGCCGUGGGAAUGCACGCCAUCUCCGACCUGCACUCCUCCCUCCCCCUGCGGCUCCUCAACAAGGGGCCCGAGUACCUCCGCAGGCAGCUGGAGGCCGGCAAGCCGGGCAGGAAAAGUGCCGUGGAGAGACUGGCCGCCGAUAAGGCAAAGUACGUAAAGAGCCAGCAGGUCAUCGGCACCAGGCAGGAUCCCGUCAUCGCGCUCAGCUCAGCCUCGGAGAGCAGCAGCGAGACCUGUUCCGUGGAGAGCAGAGCAGCGAGCAGGGAGCCGGGCAGAGGUACGGGCAGAGGCACGGGCGCGAAGCCCCUGGAGCUGGGCACGGCGGUGAGCUCCUGCCAAGCCCCCCUGCAGCACGGGCCCCCCAUCGCCAGGCGCAGCACCAGGAGGCAGAUGCGGCCGGAUUCCCUGGUGAUCUACCGUCAGAAAUGUGAGCUCGGGAGAGGUCAAAGCCAGGACAGCUCCCGGGGGAACUUGGUGAGGAGGAUCUUCCAUGGGUCCAUAAAAGAGAAGCAGUUGGCUUCCCCUGCGUUGCCCAGGGUCAUGGAGGACGUCGCAGCCACCGAGGGCAAUGAGCCUCUCUCAGCAAAAGAUGGUGACCACGAGCCCAGCGAACAUGGAGCGGUGCAGACUAUCCCCGUGAGCACUGAAGGGGCAGGGGUAUGUACAAAAGAGCAUGAGAGACCCUCAAAACUGAGUACACCUCCUGAAGAGGUCAAGGAGGUGAAGAGGAGAGGUCUCCAUCGCUCCCAGUCAGACAUCAGCUCUCGCUACUCCAAGUCCUUCGCUGAGUUUGAAACAUUUUUCAAGUACUGUGGCCUGGAGCAGGAGGUCAUUGAGGAUCUUGGGAGAGAGAACUUCUCUGUGGUGUCUGACAACGUCUCCUUCAAGAUCCGCAGCAUCAGCGUGGCAACAUCGGAGAGCGAGUUCACGAGGCACAGCGGGGAUGAGGGGCUGCUGGAGGACGAGCUCACGGAGCAGGUCCCCAGCAGCACCUCUGUGAUCGAGCGCAACGCUCGGAUAAUCAAAUGGUUGUACACGUGUAAGAAAGCCAAGGAGACCAAUAAGGUGAUCCAGGAACUGGCGUGAUGGCUUCAUUCAGCGUGCGUUGGAGCCUGGUGAACUCAAGAGUUGUUGACUUGGAAGUAGAACAAAACCAGACGCAGGAAGAAACUCUUCCCUCAUUUGGCUUAUGUGUACUUUGUCCAAGUUUAGUAUUUUGUUGUUGUUUCCUACCUUCGCCCCCAUCCUCUGGAAGCCUUACUCUUCUCAAGCCCAAGGGUGUCCAAGACUGCAAUGGAAAGUGGAGUUUGUGAACUGUGCCCUAGCAAGACAGCAGGAAACAAAAUCCCCUGGAAAACUGAAGCAUGGCUGCAGCUGCCAUCCACAAUAAUAUUCAACAUCAUCUCACUGCCUCAGGAUGUCAUUCCAGGCUGUGACAGAAGGUUGUCCUGCCAUUGCCUCCUGUGACGUUUCUUACAUCUGCUUUUGAAUCCUUUGAAGUGGAAUACUAGUCGGAUCUGAUACGGAUAUUUCACCAUUGUUAUGCUUAUAUUCCUGUGAAAAAAACUGCCUGCUGUUGAAUGCAUACAAAUAAAACUACCACUCUGAGA
Messenger RNA from Pyrgilauda ruficollis (rufous-necked snowfinch), 1716 nucleotides. It is a transcript of the gene FAM110C, whose product is annotated as family with sequence similarity 110 member C. The record is from RefSeq and is a predicted model, not a curated record. Lineage: Eukaryota; Metazoa; Chordata; Aves; Passeriformes; Passeridae. The transcript is spliced from 3 exons. Gene Ontology annotation, molecular function: alpha-tubulin binding. The coding region runs from base 86 to 1192 and encodes 368 amino acids. Gene Ontology annotation, biological process: positive regulation of cell migration; regulation of cell projection assembly. Gene Ontology annotation, cellular component: cell cortex.